AUGUCAUCUCAAUACACAUCCUACACUCAGCUCCAAGAGCAAAUCAGCGCUGCCAAAAAUUUGUUUGGUGAAGAGCUGAAGAAGAAUCUAGAUCUGAUCAAUGUUGAGUGCCCCUUCGUAAUUCGUGUGGGAACAGGCAUCCAGGACGAUCUUUCUGGGUUUGAGAAGAGUGUCAAGGUUGGUAUCAAUGCGAUUCCCGAAUCCGACUUUGAGGUGGUUCACUCCUUGGCGAAAUGGAAGCGUAAGACACUUGGCGAUUACAAAUUCCCCAUUGGGAAGGGUAUCGUUACGGAUAUGAAGGCCUUGCGGGUUGGGGAAGUCCUCGACAACUUGCAUUCCUUUGUAGUGGACCAAUGGGAUUGGGAAAAGGUCAUGCGACCCGAGGACCGCAACUUCGCUUUCCUGAAGAAAACCGUGGAGAGCAUCUACGCCGCUCUUCGCUCGACCGAGUUAAAGCUCAGUGAACGUUAUCCCCAACUCAAGCCCACGCUUCCGGAGACGAUCACCUUUAUCCACGCGGAGCAGCUUCUGCACAAGUACCCCGCCCUCAGCCCGAAGGCCCGCGAGCGCGAGGCGGUGAAGCGGUUCGGCGCCGUCUUUCUGAUUGGCAUUGGGGGCAAACUCUCCCAUGGCGAGUACCACGACGUUCGCGCCCCGGACUACGACGACUGGACCUCGCCCAUCUCCAACAACGACGCCGUCUCGCACUUCCCCGAGCUCCACCCGGGCAUCAACGCGAGCCUGUCCUUCCCGGGACUCAACGGCGACAUCCUCGUCUACAACCCCCUGCUGGAUGAGGCGCUGGAGCUCAGCAGCAUGGGCAUCCGCGUCGACGCCGCGACGCUGCGGAAGCAGCUCGAGACGAUCGGCGACACCGCGCGCAUGGCCCUGCCCUGGCAUCAGGACCUCCUCGCCGAGCGUCUUCCACAGACCGUCGGAGGGGGUAUCGGGCGAAGCCGCGUCGCGAUGUUCCUCCUCCGCAAGGCCCACAUCGGGGAGGUCCAGUGCAGCUUCUGGCCCGCCGAGGCCUACCAAACCCAUCCCCUGUUGUAG
Messenger RNA from Phytomonas sp. Hart1, 1053 nucleotides. NCBI's taxonomy places the organism in Eukaryota, Euglenozoa, Kinetoplastea, Trypanosomatida, Trypanosomatidae. The record is from the annotation of a GenBank genome assembly.